AACAGCUGUAAGAUAGAGUGCGCCGACAAAAUCUAAAUACAACCUCGAUCAAUUUUUCCCUAACUGAACAUGUACCGCUCAAAGUAUGUCACACCAAAAUCUAAAACUCCUCGAGUUAGAUCAGUGGGAUUGCCGCUAAAAUCUGUUCCUGAAGAACAGGUUAAAUAUGUCUCAGAAGUGACGAUUCAUCUUUCUACGAACAGGAGCCGAGAAACAAAUCCAAGUAAGAUGCCCGGCUCGCAAAAAAGUCCUCAACAGAAAGCAAGCAACACGUCUAUCACCACCCCAGAGAAAAGUACUUCCGAAGAAACCUUGUCUUCGUCAGUAUGGAGCCAGGUGACUAAAAAGCCCGUGGAGGGUACGCCCAGGACCUCGACGCCGGAGAAGCAUGACUCCGUGAGUCCGCGAGGUGAACAGCAAAACAUCAGUGGAUUUCAAAAUGAGACUUUGUUUUCGAAAAGGGAAAGCCGAGAAGUUCGAAGAAAACCUUUCUACGAAACCAUGGCCACCGAUGGCGUAAAUUCAACACAUCAAUUUGUAAACAACGAGAAAAUGGUUCUCCCUCCACCGGAGUUUCCAACCCUGAACUCGCGCCGUGACAGCUCUCUAAAGAACCACUGGUACGUCGAUAUUGUCCAGCGGCUGGAGGACUUAAAUUGGAGCUAUCAGACAAUGGAGGUGGAGUAUGCUUUUCUGGAGAAGCUCAUGGCAGAACAAAAAGAGGAUCUGAAAAAAGCACAAAGCUGGAACAAUCGUCUCAGAAAUCAGCAAAGAGCGAAGAUUGCCCACUAAUGGCGGAUGAUCGGUGAACGUUCUAAUAAACUUUUAAGUCAGUUUGUAGUACUUUUUCAAAACAUUUUGGUAUUAUCUGGUAGCCAAGACCUUUGCAUGGCUUCUGAUGUAAUCACAAAUAUGAGUUAUAAGCCUUCGUACAUCGAUCGCCAACGCAUCUU
Molecule: messenger RNA, 953 nt
Organism: Pocillopora verrucosa
Lineage: Eukaryota; Metazoa; Cnidaria; Anthozoa; Scleractinia; Pocilloporidae
Source: RefSeq, a predicted model, not a curated record